GUCUUCUUCUGUCAGUUCCAGUUGUUAAUUUGUUUAAUUUGGGUUAAAAUAUUUUUGCUUAAUUUAAUCACGCACUUGUAUUGUUUGAUUUAAGUUGAUCGUGUUGUGAUUUUUAUUAGCUUAUAUUAUAAUAAUUGAAUUGUCUUGCCCUUCUAUCCUGGUGGAAUCUUCUAUUCAUCCACCUUUUCUUUGUUAGCAAUCCAGGAUGAUUCGCGAUGCCUUCUUGGAAUCGAAUUUGAAUCAUUGAAUUCAAUUUAUUUCAUCAUAAUAAUCAGAAACAUACCAAGUUUUCUGGUGCUUCAAAUAAACUAGUACAAUAUGGAAUGAAAUAUGAGGAACUUUCUACAUAACUUCAUGUGAGUGUCUUCGGAACUUAUAAUUUUCGGACAUCAAUAAUUAUUCAUGGGUAGAUCAAGAAGAUCAAGUUCUUUGGAAGAAGUGGAAAUGGAACCAUCAGCCACUUCUCCUUUGCGUCAACCUAGAUAUGGCUAUUCUCAUGAAAGCAUCGGAAGAUUUUCAGAGCAUUCAUUACAUUAUCCAUAUCGCAUACAAGAUACUAAAACCUGUGGCCAAAGGUGGGAUGACUGCCUCACCAGGAUUCCGUAUGCCACCCUCAUCGCCACCAUCAUGUGCAUGGUGGGCGUCGGGAUUUUCUGCGGCACCAUGCACCGAGGAAUCACGCUCAGCAAGCUUAUGCUCGACGAAGUGUUCCAUAUGAGAUUUGCUUGGUUGGACGCACUGAGGAUGAUAUUUGUAAUCCUGGGAGGUUGCAUGGCUGCCCUGGGUCUGAUGAUACUGUUCGUUGGGUUCCUCGCCACGGGCGCUACCAGGGUACGAGUCUACCGCGCCUGGACUGCCAGAGUUAGCGGUAGAAUAUCUUGCGCUGUGUUCCUGGGGUUGAGCUAUGUACUGCAACUGGUGUGGAUCUUAAUCUUCUGUUUCCUGCUCAUUCUAACGACCAUGUUCACAAUGUUCUUUGGCCUUUGUACAUCACAUCGAGUGAGGGAGGAACAUCAGUGUAUAGACUUCACACAGUUUGACUUUGUGUUCCCUGUCAACACGAGAGCAGAAGACAUGAAGGUGUGUGAGGCUCAAGAGAUCAAGUUGUUCUGCAAAGAUUACGUAGAGAAGGCUGAAAUGAUGUUCAUAUUUGCCACCAUAGCUUGUCUCCUUGUUAUCCUCAGUUUGGUCCACUACCUGAUGUGUUUGGCAGCCAACUACGCACACAUCCGGGACCAUGAGAAGCUGCAAGAACUACAAGAGUUGCAAUACCUCGCAGACCCGGACAUGGGCUCCAAGGACCGAUUCUAGGAUCGAGCACAAGAAAUCUUCCGGGUGGACACUUUCAGGGUCUCCAGGCCUCCGCGAUAACUGCCUUCAGCUUGGCAGCAGCCUUAACUCAGCGAUAUAAUUAAUGCUUUCUGUGCAAGGAUUUUUAGAUUGUAUGGUGUUAGGAUAACUGGGUCUGAAAUUGUGUAGGAAAUUAUAUGCUCCUCUUGAAGCACAUAAAUAAAUCAAUAAGUUGUUCGGCAAUCUUAUUGAAAUUAUGAAAUUAUUUCUGUCAGUUUAUUAUUUCUCUUUUUGGGGAUUUAGUGCAAUUUUAUUGGAUGAAUUGAGAAAAUUAUUUAGGACCAACAUAUUCUGUAAUUUAAUUGUUUAGUUCAAAUUAUACUGUGGAGCUUAGUCUCCACAACCAUUCAAAUUACAAUACACAAUACACAAUACAAUACACAUUACAAUACACUGCCUGAGAUUAUGCGUCCUAACACCUAGAAACAACAAAAAUAGCAGAGCUGACAGUAGGGUUACUAUUAGUCUAUAUUUGAAUUUUUUUUAUGUUCAGAUUUCUGAUAGCUCCAAACUUGGUUCCAUUGCACAGUAUGAUUUAACCUAUAUACAAUUUUAAUGCUGCUGCCAAUCUCUUGAAAUAGGUUUUUUCUAGCUUCUAGCCAAAUAGUUUUUAUAUUUUCUAUUCUUCUUAGUAUUAAUUGUUAUCACUUGGCUCUUGUAUAUUUGUGUAAACUACUUCUAGUGUAUUUUCUUUGAACGACUGAAGGAAUUUGUUUGACCUUUUUAUGUCUAGUUUAAUUAUUUUGUGGUUUAAAAGUGCAUUACAUCAACAACGAAGUGUAAAGUGUUCAACCCGGAGAUUUCUUGUGUAUAUUGUUUACUAAUAGUUUUGUAAGGACAGAAACAAUAUGACGAGUGUUAGAUAGUUGUGCUUAUAUUGUCUUUCACGAUGACAUUCCAAGUCUAUAAUAUUGAACUUUACGUAAUAGACAUAUAGACUUUUUCUUACUAUUCACCGAAGAGUUAGUUAUAGUAGCAUUGUCUGUGCCUUUUUGAAUUGCCUUUAUAGUUAUUAUUGUAUUGAAAACAGUAUUGUAGGCUACGUCACUUAGCUUUCUCACCUAAAGAUUGUUAAGGCAUUACCAAUCUGUUAGUUAAUGUACAAAAUUGUCCGUCCUAGUAGUUAAGAUGAGUUUUCUAUAGUCUGUUAAGAGUCAAAGUUUUCUAUUUUUAUAAGUAGGUAUACAAUUUAAAACUUCUCUAUAAAUGUUUAAGUCAGGGUAAAAUAGUGGUUCAGUUAAAGGAAGGUUACAAGCUAUUAAUUCGCUGAACUUAUCACCACAGUACAGUAACUGAUGUAUGGUCCAUAUCAUUUGAAACUGGAAUUAUCUUUCUUGAUAUCUGUAGAUUCUUUUAACAAUGUUGGACCAAACACAUAAAAAAUAAUUAAGUUGUUAUUGAGGAUAUUAGCACAAACUUUUAAAUUUGUAAGCUCAACAUUUGCCAAUGGUCUUCUAUGUGCAAUUGACAUGACAAUAUCAUUUCAACACUAUGUAAGAAAUGUGUUUAUUGAAUUUAUAAGGUUUAGCUGAAUUAUUCUAUGGAGAUGCAUAGCAUAAACACACACAUGAUAUGCCGUAUGUGCUGUUUCAAUGUUUUCUGAGACAGACGAUGCCACAUAAGAGAUUAAGUCAUUGGUUGGUUUCGGACAAGACUGUUUAUUAUGUUACUUCAGUGUGUAAUCCACCUUAGCCAACUAAGAGCAUAAACAUAAUUCCAUUAUUUUGUAAAUAUCAUAUAUUUCAUUCAUUUUUCAUUCCAUUUCUUAGUUACAUUGAACACUUAAUCUUUGUUCAGGUUUUUUCAAGUGUUGAAAUACCAAACGUAGUAGUGGUGUGUCAGACCAAAUCUCAAAAUUAGGGAUGUGUCGAAUCCACCGAAUCCUACAAAAAGAUUUGGAUUCAAGAUUCAAUUAACAAGAUUCAAGAAUUUUUUUUUAGAAUAGAAUCUUUGACUAUUAAUACAACUUAAGUAUUCAAUAGUCAAUGAUAGAAUUAAAAGGCAUAUAUACUGUGACAUUGCAUAACCAUAAAGGUUAUUGAUGUUGUAAUAUACAGUACUGUGACAUUGCCAUUUUAUGAACAUAGUAUACGAUUCGUUGAUCAACGAAUUUAAAAUUAACAAGUGUACCUACAACAACCAUGAAUAACCAAUAAUGAAUAUUUGCCCUCCAAAUAAAGUAUACCGACGGAAUGUUCGAUUUAGGUUAAACUGUUAAAGGUGUAACCAAUUAGUGGUCUGUUAUUUUCACCAUGUGUCAAAAGUAAUUAAGUAACUUUUCAUUGCAAAGAGUAGUCAUUUAUGGUUAGUGUAGUAUUAAUUUUAAACGGUGCCUAUUCCAUUAUUGUUUUUUAUAUCACCAUAAGCCCAUUUGUAAUUAUUUUUGGUACUCGAGAUUCAAUUUUUUAGGAUUCGGAUUCGAUAUUCCUGGAUUUGACCAUCACUACUUAAAGCCAUCAAAACUUUAAAAAAGUUUCGGUUUCGAAAUUGAAAAUGUUGGCACUUUUAUUUUUGAAACUGCUGACAUCUGUUGUCUCAUACAUUAUUAUUGUUUGUGACACUGGUUACACAAAAGCUGGUAGCUAUGGAGCAAACAGAUCACCAUUAACACUAAUGAAACAAGUAAAUUGUAUACUGAACUACAAGUCAUUUUAAAUAUACGAAGUAGGAACAACUUACAACUUAAUAAAUUCUUUAUUCAAUUUAAUUUCUAUACAAUUUAAUUUAAUUAAUAUUGAUAUUUAUUAAAGACAAAGAAAUAUUGACCACUAAAUGUUCUAAUUAAUCCAAUACAGUAGACCCCCUCUUAACCGACCUCGUAUUAACCGAUAAUCGGAUUAUCCGCCUUUGAUCGUAAAAUAAUACAGUUUGUUUUAACCGACCUUGCUUUUAGAGUAGCUCGGUUUAACCGCCGCUUUCUAGGAAUCUCGGCAUUUCCGCUCCCAUGCUGGGUGAUGAGAACUGAACCAUACGCUUAUCUCCACAGGAUAUGACUAACAAUAAGUUAUUUUGUGAUGGUCACAAAAAAUAUAGCAUAGCCUAUUGUCAGUUUGUCAUCAUCGUUCGUAGCUCGAGCACAUCUGAUCUGAUUUGUUAUCUGUGCGGCAAAUUUAUAACAUCAUAAAGUGCGUUACGAUUUUGAGAACUGAUUAUCUUAUCGCUGGAGUAAACAAACAACGCAAC
This is a messenger RNA of Macrosteles quadrilineatus (aster leafhopper), 4533 nucleotides long. RefSeq names its product neuronal membrane glycoprotein M6-a-like. NCBI's taxonomy places the organism in Eukaryota, Metazoa, Arthropoda, Insecta, Hemiptera, Cicadellidae. The record is from RefSeq and is a predicted model, not a curated record. The coding region runs from base 403 to 1311 and encodes 302 amino acids. Gene Ontology annotation, biological process: neuron projection development. The transcript is spliced from 7 exons. Gene Ontology annotation, cellular component: plasma membrane.